CAUCGGUUUUAGCGGAUUGCUUUCCCGGACCUUAAUUAUUUGCCCAGAAAUGGUCGUUACGUGUGAGAUCAGCUUCGACAAUAAUAGACACGGCACUUUCUACGCCGGUCAAUUGGUCAGCGGCUGUGUGACCCUCAAAUGCGACAGACCCAAGGAAGUACAAGCCGUGUUACUCAAGGUGGUCGGCUAUUCUAUAACCAAAUGGAGCGAAAAGAGUCUGGGCUCGACCAAACUUUACGCUGGCCGGGAGGAUUAUUUAUCAUCCAACACUUAUCUGGUGGGUUCUGAGCAAAGUGAGUAUGAAAACAAGAGCUGGCCUGGCCCACUUAUUUAUUUUUAUCUUUUGCUAGACAAUAACAGGCACACCAUUCAAGCUGGGGUGCACAACUAUAACUUUGCCUGUCAGCUGCCCUACCAGUGUCCUUCGUCCUUUGAGGGCCGUCAUGGCUGCAUCCGGUAUAUAGCCAAAGUUUUGCUCGUCAGACCCUGGAAACUUGACCAGGCAUACACCCAGGGAUUCACAGUGCUGAAAAUGCUAGAUCUGAAUUUUGAUACUCCUCAGUUGAGGUUGGCUGCACACAGCGAGGGCUACCGUACCUUCUGCUGUGGUCCCUGCAAGACAGAUCCGCUCAAGCUGGAGCUUCACCUGCCUCAGGCUGGCUAUGUGCCCGGUCAGCGGAUUCCCGUCACAGUAGUGGUGGUUAACAACACCUCCGUGGCCGUCUCCGAGUUGCGACUGUGUCUGGUGAUGCUGGUGCGAUACUACAGCGUCACCCCAGAGCACUCUCGCGUGGAACGCAUCAUCAUUUCGCGAGCCAAAGGCGACUCUGUGCUGAAGCAGUGCACCCGUUCCCUGACCAUCGACCUGCCCAUUCCAUCCACGCCACCUACCUGUGUGGAGCUGAGCAACCUCAUCCAGAUCGCCUACCAGCUGGAGGUGGAGGCGCUAGUGAAGAGUCUUCGAGAGCAGCAGCUGAUGGUGAUGCCGGUCACGAUUGGCACCAUUCCCCUGGCAGUGUCCGGAAUGGUGGUGCAGCAGCCCCCCAGGCGCAGUGCUCAUUAUGAGGGUCCAGUCUCCAGGAGGGAUCCACCCGGUGAGCUGCCCCUAGUCGCUGCCUUGGGAAGUGUCCCCAACGAUCUGACACCCAGUCCAACGGAUGCAGAUCCACCGAAAUACGAGGAGUCCAAACACACACAGAAAGGCAACAUUAACGAGGAGGAGGUACACGCCUUUGGAGUCAAUGAGUUCGCCCCCCUCUACCCGGUCUACAGCAUCCCCAGCCCGACGCCUGUGCUUUCGGCCAAUGCGCAGAAUGCUGGCUUCGUCAACCAAAGCUUUGUUAAAUAA
This is a messenger RNA of Drosophila bipectinata, 1348 nucleotides long. RefSeq names its product arrestin domain-containing protein 17. Gene Ontology annotation, biological process: protein transport. Gene Ontology annotation, cellular component: cytoplasm. The record is from RefSeq and is a predicted model, not a curated record. Lineage: Eukaryota; Metazoa; Arthropoda; Insecta; Diptera; Drosophilidae.